Molecule: messenger RNA, 1114 nt
Organism: Vigna umbellata (rice bean)
Lineage: Eukaryota; Viridiplantae; Streptophyta; Magnoliopsida; Fabales; Fabaceae
Source: RefSeq, a predicted model, not a curated record
CUCCAAUUGGAGGAGCAGAGUUAACAAUGAGCCUCUUACCCUCUUGCUUUCGCUGCUCACAAUCAGUGGUUGUGUCGGUGGUCAUCAUUCUUGUGCUAUUCCACCAAACUUGCAGUGCCAAGCAUCGCAGGUCCUGUCCAUCUUCUUCGUGCGGCGAAAUUCUCGACAUAAAAUAUCCAUUCCGACUGAAAGGCGAUCCUCGCGGUUGCGGCCUCCCCGGGUACGAAUUUGAUUGCGUGAAUAACAGGACACUGGUUACUCUGUUUUCAGGAAAAUACUAUGUGAAGGAAAUCAAUUACAAUAUGUACGAAAUCCGGCUGAGUGAAGCGGGUGUUUUGGAGGAGACUUCUUGCUCUUUUCCUCGCUAUUUCUUAUCCGGAACAAAUUUCAGUGCCAACGGUGCUGAUCCGCUGACUUUUCCGGACUAUUGGUCGCAUGGUUAUUGUUCUGCAGAAGUAGGGUUUCUUAACUGUAGUAACCGAGUGAGUGAUGAUCCUCGAUAUGUCGAAGUGAAAGCAUGUGGUAGUGAUUCCGGAGGAGUUAUCUACGCCGUUCUGGACCUUACAGCGAAGGACACGAAGGUUGGAUGCAGAUUAAAGAUGGCUACCUUGGCAAACUGUACGGAUAACAAGAAUAAUGUUUCCUAUGCUGAUAUCCUCAAAUCUAUGGAAGAAGGAAUUUGGUUGUCUUGGUUUCCAGUUGUUUGCAGGGACUACUGUGGAAAUGGUGUCUCUUGCUUCCUCAAUGACACCACCAAACAAAUUCAAUGCGAUACUUGCCAGAUCUACAACCACCCUACCCACAAUUGUGGAAUUCUAUCGCGUAUUAUUGGAUACCCUACAGGUACACACGCUAUCCCAUGGUUUUGUUAAAAGCAUCAUAAAAGGAUUAUUCAAUAGAAUAACAAAUGCCGAAGGAUCAAAUGAUGUGGGAGAAUUGAUUGGUCAAUAUAUUCUACCAAUAUUAAUUGCAACUAGAUAUUUGUUUGGAUUCUCACUUUUUCUAUGGAUAUUCAUCCAUAAAUGGCGACGUAGACAUUUUUCAGUGUAUGAAAACAUUGAAAAUUUUUUGCUAGACAACAUAUAAAUCCCAUUAGAUAUGAGUACAGAGAAGU